Messenger RNA from Acaulospora colombiana, 1044 nucleotides. NCBI's taxonomy places the organism in Eukaryota, Fungi, Glomeromycota, Glomeromycetes, Diversisporales, Acaulosporaceae. The record is from the annotation of a GenBank genome assembly.
GUCUACACGACGCUCUCUGACAUGGGGCAGAUCGAAGAUUUUUCAAAGAUGAUGGAGGACGUUGAGGCGUGUUUAAAACCUGGCGGCAUCGUUUUCUUCAUCGACGGAGACCAAAGAUUCUAUGAAGAGAACGCGAUCGGUCCCAUCCCUAUUGGCGUUGACCCAGAGGAAGGUGGAGACCCCACGAAGGGUUCCUGGUUGUUUAGAAUCGGACGAGGUGAGGCAUACACUAGUCAUGUCUUUCUAUACCCCGUACUGACCUUGCCAAUUGCAGAGGUUCGAUUCGCGGCAAUGUACAUGGGUGCCGAUGUGCCUGGUCUUGAAAACUGUAUCGAUGAAGGGCACAUGUGGGAUCACUCCUUGAUCGAUCCCAGUACCAUCCGUGUCGCCCAUGUUUUCACUCCAAUAGGACCAUGGGCAACUUCAUCAAAGGCUGCUUUAUGCGGGUUCACUCAUCCGCCAAGACUAUGGGAAAGCAGGGAUUCCUCAAGGAAAAUUGACACAAUGGUCGGCGUGGGCAGACGAAGAACUGGAGCAACUCCGAUUCCGGAUGUAUUUGCAUUGGAGAUUGCACUGGGGCAGGAGGCGCCUAGAGAAUGGCCAAGCUUUCAGCAAUCCAGCCCCUUCGACAACUACGCCUUUACCCAACAUCAGAAUAUCUCGGACUGGUAUGAUGAGAAGAGAUGUCAAUACUGUACAGAUUUACUCUACAAGGGAAGAAGCUCUCGAAGCUCUGCACGCCCGAAGAAAAAAGGCAAGAGGAGCAUGAAGGAGGGGGGUCCUACCAGACCCCCUUGUGGCCCACAGGGAUAUCCGGACCAUUUCAUGAAUCGGUCAACUUUCACCUGCGACCCUUUCGUCUUCGAAAUACACAUUACGGCCUGCGCCAUAAAAUUGUCGGCAAACUCUUUUUGGACCAGCUCAUUCCUCCAUCAUGCAAAUUUCAACGAUCGUCAUGGAAAGAAGUUCCGACUGAACUCUCAAGCAGCCCGGGCCGCUCAUAAGCGCUUUUACAGGCGCAUCAACUGGACAUUUCAAGGGUAA